AUGGCUGACAACGAACUUUUACAAAAAUUAUCACAAAAUUUACUUGAAAUUUUAGAUGAUGAUGAAUAUUGUGAUAUUACUAUUGAAGUUGGUAAUGACCCUUACGUAAAAAUAUUCCGAGCUCAUAUGGUAAUUUUAAAUUAUCGUUCUACUUAUUUACGUAGAAUUUUAUCAACUAAUAAAAAAAAGAAUGAUGGAACUUUGGUACAAAUUAAAUUACCAAAUAUUUCACCAGAUAUUUUUCAAAUAAUUUUAAGGUAUUUAUAUGGAGGGAAAUUAUCUUUGGAAGAAUAUGAUACUUUAGAUAUUAUUAAAAUCUUGAUCGCCGCCAAUGAAUUAAGUCUUCAAGAAUUGGUCACUCGUUUACAAUCCUUUUUGAUUACAAACAAAACGAAUUGGAUGGAACAAAAUUUUAAUUUAAUAUACCAAACAAGUUUUGAAAAUAAUUCUUUCUUAGAACUUCAGAAAUAUUGUACUAAUUUAAUUUCUGAAGAUCCAGAUAAAAUAUUUGAAUCAUUAGAUUUCUCUAAAAUUCCGGAAAAUCUUUUAAGUUCAAUUAUUCAAUGUGAUAAUCUUCAAAUGGAUGAAGUUCAAAUAUGGGAUCAUACUCUUAAAUGGGGUCUUGCUCAAAAUCCUGGUCUUUCAUCAGAUCAUUCCACUUAUUCAAAAGAUGAUUUUAAUUCUUUAAAGAAUACGUUACAACAUUGUAUUCCUUUUAUAAGAUUCUAUAAUUUAACUUCAAAAGAAUUUUCUGAUAAAGUAUUACCUUAUAAGAAAAUUUUACCAAAGGAAUUAUAUAAGGAUUUAUUAAUAACAUUUUUAAAUUUGAAUCCUGAUAGUAAGCCAAUUGGUAAAUCAAAACCUCGUAAAACGAAAUUAGAAGAAAAAGAAGAGUCUAAUACAGAUGACGAAGAUAUGGGGUUUGGUUUAUUUGACUGA
Rhizophagus irregularis DAOM 181602=DAOM 197198 is the source of this 939-nucleotide messenger RNA. RefSeq lists its product as uncharacterized. The record is from RefSeq and is a predicted model, not a curated record. Gene Ontology annotation, molecular function: protein binding. NCBI's taxonomy places the organism in Eukaryota, Fungi, Glomeromycota, Glomeromycetes, Glomerales, Glomeraceae.